AGCUAGCUGGUAACGUCCCCAGCUCAUUGCGCUUCGAAGCCAAGCAAACCCUCGCUGGAUUCCACCUACAGCUCCGCCUUAAAACUCUCGGCAUCGAGCUAGGGCCACCCACCCUCCCUGAUGGCCGACGUCGAGGGUAACAGGAGCGGCGCCGGCAAGCGCAGCGGCGGCGUAGCUCAUGGAUACCGGGAGGAGCGCGGGUGGACGCCCUGGCUGAUGCCGCUCGUCCUUGCGGCGUGCGUGGCGGUGUUCGUGGUGGAGAUGUAUGUGAACAACUGCCCCUCUCGCUCCCAGGCCUACGGCUCCUGCUCCGCUCGCUUCCUCCACCGCUUCUCCUUCCAGCCCGUCCGCGAGAACCCCCUUUUUGGCCCCUCCGCAUCCACCUUGGAGAAAUUGGGGGCUCUUCAGUGGAGCAAGGUAGUUCAUCAGCAUCAAGCUUGGAGGCUUGUUACCUGUAUCUGGUUACAUGCAGGACUCAUCCACUUACUCGCGAAUAUGUUAUGCUUACUUUUUGUUGGAGUUCGGCUUGAGCAGCAAUUUGGAUUCGUGCGCAUUGGGAUCAUAUAUCUUUUAUCAGGUUUAGGUGGUGCCGUUCUGUCUGCUCUGCUCUUGAGGAAUGGCAUUUCUGUUGGUGCCUCUGGGGCUUUGUUUGGACUAUUUGGAGCAAUGGUUUCAGAACUUAUCAUAAAUUGGACUAUUUAUUCCAAUAGGGUUGCAGCUCUGUUAACUCUUGUGGUCAUCAUUGCGAUCAACCUAGGCAUUGGCUUAUUUCCUCACGUUGAUAACUUUGCCCAUAUUGGAGGCUUCUCAUCAGGUUUCCUCCUAGGUUUUGUUCUAUUAAUUCGGCCUCAGUUUGGUUGGAUGGAACACGAGGAUCUUCCUUUUCCAGCCCAGAUUUUAUCCAAAUACAAAGCAUACCAAUACAUCUUGUGGGUGAUUGCAUUGCUUUUGCUAGUAGCUGGAUUUGUUGUUGGAUUAGUCAUGCUCUUUACAGGAGUGAAUGGAAAUGACCAUUGCCAUUGGUGCCACUACUUGAACUGUGUGCCAACAUCGAGGUGGGUUUGUGAGAAUUAAAUAACUCUGAGCUUUAGCAGUGUUUAUAAAAACGUCAAGGCAAAGUUUCAACAAGAUGGAUCAGCGCUUGGAGAUGCAUCUUUUGUUCUGGUUAGAUGCUGUUGGUACAUAGCUCAAAUCUGGUUUUCUUUUGUAGAGUUUUGUUAUUCUCGCGUGUAGUUUGUACUGUUUCAUUUCAGUAAUGUUAGCCUAUAACUUGUCGUACCCUCGUUGGAUCACACACUCAUUAUCAAUUUUAUAUUAGGUGAUAACAAUUGCAUUAUGUUAA
Zingiber officinale is the source of this 1342-nucleotide messenger RNA. RefSeq names its product RHOMBOID-like protein 3. NCBI's taxonomy places the organism in Eukaryota, Viridiplantae, Streptophyta, Magnoliopsida, Zingiberales, Zingiberaceae. The transcript has 5 exons. The record is from RefSeq and is a predicted model, not a curated record. Gene Ontology annotation, molecular function: serine-type endopeptidase activity. Gene Ontology annotation, biological process: proteolysis. The coding region runs from base 121 to 1074 and encodes 317 amino acids. Gene Ontology annotation, cellular component: membrane.